AAGCAAGCCACAAGCAAGCAAGCAGGACUUCACUUCCUCGUUUCGUUCCGUUUCGUUUCAUUCAUUCGCUUAUGUUCCCAACAAUCUUUUGAACAACUUGUCAUUUAGUCACUCAUUUCAGGUUUGAAACCUCAUACAUUCUUUCAGCCAGUUCGCAUAGAAUACGAACACAAUGCUCUGGCAAGCUCCACUUGCGUUGCUGGGAUUAUUCGCUACUCUCGGCAACACGGCACCUCUCGCACCCCUCGGAGGUGAUACCGAAGACCUUGCCAACGUCACCACCCAUUCUCUGGACAAACGUAUUAAUGAAGGAGUCAGAUAUGUCUGGCGAACGGAUGGCCGCUCCCCGAGUGUGCUGAAGGCCUCCGAUGGUUUCCAGACAAAAGGCUGGACCAACGGAUACAGGGAGGAUGUCAGUCUCUACAGGCACUGCAAGGGAGCUAAAAACGGUGCUAGCAUGGACAACGACGGCUUCGUUUCAACAACGUGGAAGCACUCAGUGGCUGAAGGCUGGGUUCUAGAUCACCAUCAUGGCUCUGCCUACGUCUACAAGAUUGCGACUGAUGAAGGGCUCAUCGAUGUUGAAGCUACUCUGAAGGGCUACAGCCCUUAUCCCCACGAGUUGGAAUUUGCCGCCAUCCACUCCAUUCCGUGGAAACAGGUCCAAGGCUGGUACAAAUACAGCUCCAAUGGCAAAGGCGGAACCAGACAGUCCGAAUAUGUGUACAACAAGGACUUCAGCCAGUCGAUGUACGGUAAUCGGCCCCACGGCGGUUCUCAAUUCCCGCUCUCCGGCUUUCCCAAUAACCACCCAGCAUGGGACAAGUUGCCUUGGGCUCGCUAUGCUCACUGCAGGCCCAAGAAUGCUAAACGUGCCGAGGAGAUCUUCGCCCAACAGUCGCCCCCCACUCAUGACAUCGAUACCAUUAAUGGCGUCGAGGUCGCCACAGUAGCUCCUCUUGAAGCCCGAGGAAGGGCGCGCGGCUCUCGCACAUCCCGGAAGAGGCCUUCGGCUGCGGGUAGGCGCAAGAAGACAACGAAGAAGCCCGCCAAGAAGCCCACCACUGGCACUAAGAAGUGCACUGCUGCAAUGAAGAAGUCUGGAAAGUGCAAAGACACAACCACCCCAGCCAAGUGCACGCCUGCCAUGAAGAAAGCCGGAAAGUGCCCGAGCACAUGCUCGGCGGCGGAGAAGAAGUCAAAUGGUGGUACAUGCCCGAAGUGCACAGCAGCUGAGAAGAAGGCGAACGGUGGAGUAUGCCCGACAUGUACAGCGGCCGAGAAGAAGAAGAAUGGCGGCAAGUGUCCCCCGAAGAAGGGCGAGUGUGGCCCUAGCAAGUCGAACAAGGCUCGUGCCCUAGAAUACGUCAAGGCUCUUAAGGCCGGUAGGGCUGGAAGGAAGAUGAAGUGGUCGGAGGGUACCACUGGUGCGAAGGGUGGAAAGGGCACCAAGGCUGGCGGUAAGACUGGUGCUUAAAGAGAGGCGGUUUGAUUGGUCCUGGAGGAUUGGCCUCUGUCCAGGGCUGGCAGGGUUCGGAAUUCUAUUGUAGCAUACUCUACGGCGGGUUGGGGAUUUGACAGCAAGAUUAGUAGCGUUCUCUUCGUGUAGAUGGUCAUUAUAGAUAUAUAUCAAGCACUUCAUGUAGUGCUUGUGUUGCAC
Messenger RNA from Paraphaeosphaeria sporulosa, 1660 nucleotides. Its product is annotated as ADP-ribosylation. Gene Ontology annotation, molecular function: toxin activity. Lineage: Eukaryota; Fungi; Ascomycota; Dothideomycetes; Pleosporales; Didymosphaeriaceae. The record is from RefSeq and is a predicted model, not a curated record. The transcript has 2 exons. The coding region runs from base 173 to 1477 and encodes 434 amino acids.